UAUAGUUGCCUUGGAACUUCCGAGGUCUCCGGUCGAUUUGUUCGUCCCGACCAGGAAGAGAGCAGGACUUCGGUUGGGGUCGGGUCGGAGACGGCCUAAGGGCCAAAACUACUCGUAGCUACGAUCGCCUGGUGGCCCAUCUGGUCCGACCUUUUUCCCUGCUCCCACGACUUGGCGUCCUCUCCCUCCCUCUCUCGGGUCCUUUCCGUCACACCCUUUUCUCUUGUGUUGCUCUGCUUAUCGGAGUUUACCUGGAUUACUGAUUUGGAGGAGUAAGCAGUAAUAAGUAGGACCAUCUGACGAGGUUCGGGUGGGAAUGGAGGUGGAUGGGAAGGAGAUAAUCUCAACGUCCACUCAGCUGAUUGAUUUGCUUCGUCGAUUCCUUGGCGUCCAGCAGCGCAGGGCUGCUGCAUAUGAAAGACUGCGGAGGGGCUUUGCAGAAUAUAUGGUGACAGGAGGUGAUGCAAUCUAUCAACAGCUUUGCAGUGAGAUCACACUGGAGUUUAACGAUUGUUCCAAACAAGUCCUUGAAAUGGAAUCCGUGCUCUCAAAUCCUGUGUUCCACCGAAAUGAUCUUGCUGACCUGCUGAAAUCAGUUCAGGCACAUGAAAAACAGAAGUUGCACCUGACAGCAAGAAUACAAGUGCUGAAGAAAGCUGGCAGGCCAUCGGAGCGGCUCAUAAGCCAUGAAAAGUGCACGUUCACCAAGCCUACCGAGCAUCAGUGCAUACAUGUAUGCGAGAUCACAGAAGCCACUGGAACGGAAGAUGCUGAGGCAGACGCCGAGUAUGACAAUUCUUUGAAUGAAGCCAUAAGGGGAGUGCAGGAUGCGGUAACGUGUAUCAAUGAACAUUUGGAGGAAGUCAGAUAUGAAAUUGACGCGCUAGAGGCCGUGUGAUUACUCUUCUGUCUCCAGCAUGUAAAGCGACUGUCAGUGAAUGUCGGUUAAUAAGAAUUGCAUGGUACAUAUUCCUAAGAUUUCAGUCCACCGUGCAUUUUAACCUCUUUGGGAGCUGGUGAGAUGCCUGAUCCUCGUCCCGGAGAUGGUCGCCAAUGGACUUCCCAGACCAGGAGUAGAUUUUAGUCAGGCUAGUCACCUGACCCAGUCUCGGAUAUUACAACGGGUGCAUUCAUUGUAAGAAAAAAUGAGAACUUUUCUUUUUUCAGCUUUUUUUUUUUUAGGGCGACAUGGGUGUUACGGGGAGGCUCCUUUCGCGCCUCCCUAUAACACAUAACCUGUUCCAUAUUUCUUUUGCCUCUAAUUUUAAACUUAAUGGCUUCUGCAGUCUUCUUUAGUAA
Nymphaea colorata (pocket water lily) is the source of this 1299-nucleotide messenger RNA. RefSeq lists its product as uncharacterized. The record is from RefSeq and is a predicted model, not a curated record. The coding region runs from base 317 to 898 and encodes 193 amino acids. The transcript is spliced from 5 exons. NCBI's taxonomy places the organism in Eukaryota, Viridiplantae, Streptophyta, Magnoliopsida, Nymphaeales, Nymphaeaceae.